CAUGUUGAUCCUGUAUGGGUUUACAUUAUGAUAUGGUACCAACAUUAUAGUACGAGAAUAUGCCCAUACCAUUAUACUUGCUUCACCAUUAUUAUUCUUUGCAAAUGUGAAAUGGGGACUCAAUUUUGGAUAUGUAGGUUACCUGAUGUGAAUUUAAAGUCUUUUUCAUCUAAACAUGAGCAAUUUUCAGCCGCCAGACCAUAUAAGAGUGUUCCUUUUAUUGUGGGCCUUAUUUAAAACUCGCCCUUCAAAUUCACCCAUGCUCUGCAGUCUAGGGAGAUUUUUUUUUUGGACGUCAAGCGCAUAAUUGAUUUUUAUGUACAUUAUAUCCAACUUUUUAUGUACUUACAAAUAUUAAAAAAAAAAAGCGACUUGAUAGGCGCCUAAAACGGGACCUACUUGCAUUCAUGCAAAUGACUUUUUAACAGUUAUGGGGUCAUUGCGGCUUUCGUACUGCGUGCUAUUCUUUUGUGUUCUUGUUUUAGGUAACUACUAAUCAUUAUUUUAAAGAAUUCAACGAUUCAACUUAACUUAUCUUUUGCAUUGCCUUUAUAAAUUAGCUUUUUAAAUGUCCUUCUAUCUGUAUCAUUACAGCGCGCUAAAUGACCCAUUGGGAACACUAUUUUAUGCAGUAUUUUACCAAUUCACUUAGUAGUACUUAUUCUUAAUACAACAAAACGAAAAACAGCCAACAAAUCUGAGCAAAUGAAGUUUUAUACCCAAAAACCGUUAAUAGUGCUAUUUUUGUUGCCGCAUAAUUAUGCUACUUUUUUCAUAAAUCUAUCGAAGUUUUAAAAACCAUUCGCAUUACGCCCACAACCAUUUUUACUUUAGUUAAACGAUAUGUAAACCUACUUACCCUUACACACAGAAGAAAAAUAUUGCAAAAAAUGACCAUUUUGUACACAAAUAAAAAUUGCCCACACUUUGGUGCUAUUUUUGUUGCCGCAACUGUAUAUAUAUAUGUAUACAUACAAAAUUAUUCGCCAUAAAUUUUAGUAAUUUUUAUCUGUUCAUUUGAAAAUUGAUCAACUCAAAUAAUGAACGUUUUAUUUAUGAAAUAUAUUUGUUCUAUAAUUAAAUACAAAUGUAUUACUUGUUUUGUUAAUGGGUCUGCUAAGUCAAAGAAAUCGUAAAGAUUUGGAUAUUACUAGCACCUUCCUUCGUUCAGAAAAAUAUUAUAGGGUAUGUCCGUUUUGCUUAGUAUAAUUUUUUGCAAAUCUCCUUUUUUUUAGCCAUCGUAGAACUUUUAUAAAACAUGAUUAUGAUCUUUUGCAAAAUAAUAAUAGAAUUAACAUUGAAUAAAUUUAGCGUGGUAAAAGGUUCACAAAAUUAAUUCUUCAAGUUAAUUAAUUUCGAGAUAUUGGCUAACUGAACAUAGAAAGUCUGCAUAUGGUUUUAUUUAAUUCGAUUCAAUUGGGGCUUAUUAAUUUUUCAACCGAUUAUUUAUUAUAAAAUUCAUAUUAUUAGUUACCUUGGUUUUAUCUUGUAAAGUGUAAUACAGUUAAAUAACUUAAUAAUGUAUCUAAGAUAAUAAUUAAGGCUUAUACCAUAUACAAAAUAAAUUUGAUAAAUAUAUUAGCAUCUAACAUACUUUAAAUGGCAUGUUUUUAAUCAAAGAUAAUACCUUCACCAGAUAAUUUAUUUUUAGCUUAAAUGCCGCUAACAAUUUAAUAUAAAUUUUGCUUAAGCUGUCAUUAGCAAAAUUAAUCUCGAUGGUUACCUGCCAACUCCAGUCACCUGUCAGCUCAUGAUAUCAUCGGGCCUCAGCUUAAAUUGUCAUUAACCAAAUGCACCUGGUGUUCCAUUGCUUAAAGCAACCAUAUCCCAAAUUCAGUCGGAGUUUAAACCAAAACGGUCGAUCAUGUACGGAAUUUUUCAUCUCACGAGUGUUCCGAAACUUAACGCCUUAAUUCUGAGAUACAUUUUCCGUUACGCACAACUAAUUGGCGUCAUAUUUUUUUGCCUUAGAAAAAGUAAAGAUGGGGAAAAGGUAUCAAAUUGCAAAUGGAUCAAGUGGAUUGGUAUCACCCAUCGAAUUGUGACCUUCUGUAUCUUCAUUUAUUCGUAUUUUUUGGCUAUAAUUUUAACAAGUCAACCCGCCGCGAAAGUUCUUCAUGUUUUUCGACUUCUACUGAGCAUUCCCAUCGUUGCGCUUAUCUUGGGAUACCAGACUUUACGAGGUCCAGAAAUUAUAGAGCUUUUCAAUCAAUUUCUCCAACUUUUUCGGCAAGUGCGGAACUUGUUUAAACCGAAACCAAAUGGCUUUGGCGGCGGACGAGAGCUGAUUUUGAUCCUGCUAAAUUUGAUCUGCCUUUUCCAUGAGUUAACCUAUAUCUGGGUGGCAGAAAAGAAUUUUUCUUGGUACUUUUGGAUAUUCUGGUGGUGCGACGUUUCUGUUGUCACCGGCACUAACAUGUUCAUUCACCUCAAUUGUAUGGCCUACCUGAGUAUUGGUGUCCUUUAUUCGGAGGUCAAUAAAUAUGUACGUACCCAUUUAGGAACCCAACUUCAGAAAAUGAAUACUGCGACCGACGAAAAAGAAAUAAGAAGAGCACACAAUCGACUGGAAAAGUGCAUACAUUUGUACAAAGAGAUAUAUAAUAUCAGCACUACUUUUCAGAGAAUUUUUGUGUUGCCUCUUUUUUUGGCUAUGAUAAAUAAGCUUUUGCUGAUCACCUCACUCGGUCUCAGGAUGAUUUUGGAUUUAGAGUACAGCAGUUUAAUUUUUUUGUUACUUAUGGUCAAACACAUAUUAGACCUCUUUCUGCUAACUAUUUCUGUUCAGGGUGCAUUGAACCAAUUUUGGAUUAUUCGACGGCCAAACUUGGAGAUCGGCGAGGCUGGUAAACUAAGAAAUUUUCAACGUACGCUGGAAAUAUUCUUCACCCAUCUAAAUAUUUACCAGUUCCGAGUUUCAAUUUUGGGCCUCUGUGAAAUUUCCAACCAGCUUUUCUUAAAGUUUUUAUCCGCACUUACAUGUUGGCUGGCUUUUAUUGCACAAUAUAGAAUGCAGAUAAGAAAUGUUUAUCAGAAUACCUAGACUUAACAAAAAAAAUGCAAUCGAAAAGUUUUAGGGACUCUAAUACUAACUCGAUUUUAAAUUGUAAGCCUCGAAAGCCUCUUAAAAUAAAAUACCUUGUUUUAACUCGUAUUCAUUCAUUUUAAACUAUAUGACAUAUAAGUUAUUAUAUGAUAUAACGAAUCAUAAGUAUGUUUAUAAUAAUACCUAUAUUUAAGAAAUGAAAUCGAAAAGUUUUAAGGACCCUAACAAUAAAUCGAUUUUAAAUUUUAAACCUUGAAACCUUGUAUCAACACGUUUUCAUUACUUUUAAACAGUUUGACAGAUAAGGUAUACGAACCAUAAGGAAUGUUUAUAAUAAUUCCUAGAUUUAUAAAAUAAAGUGCAAUCGAAAAGUUUUGGAGACCCUGAAAUCGAUAAUAAAUUAUAAACCCUUAAAGUCAUGUUUUUAUUAAUUUUAAAUUAUUCGAAACCCAAGUUAUGAUAUGAUAUAACGAAUAAUAAGAAGUAAUUAUAGAUUUA
Drosophila suzukii is the source of this 3544-nucleotide messenger RNA. Lineage: Eukaryota; Metazoa; Arthropoda; Insecta; Diptera; Drosophilidae. The record is from RefSeq and is a predicted model, not a curated record.